UAUAGCUACUUCACACCAUUAAUAGUUUUCCAUCCCUCUUAAUUUUUUCUCACUUCACAAUUCUGGUGAUAUACUCAAUUUCCAUGGCUUCCAACACUAACGUAGUAGCAGUUGAUAUGACCCCUUUUUUCGUCCUAUACAAAAAUGGCACCAUCAAUCGACUCCGUCCAGCAGACAAUGCUCCGCUUUCCGACGAUCCACAAGCCCUUGUCCGAUCCAAGGAUGUUGUAGUUCACCCGGAAACAGGGGUUUCCGUACGGAUAUUUCUCCCCAAAAUUACCGACCGGAAACAGAAAAUCCCCGUCGUGAUUUACAUUCACGGCGGGGCUUUCUGUAUGGGAUCAGCUCGUUCCUCCACAUUCCAUAAUUUCAUCAGCUCUGUAGUCGAAAAGGCCAAUUUCAUCGCUGUUUCAGUCGAUUAUAGACUUGCCCCGGAAAACCCUUUUGAUACUACCUACGAUGAUUCGUGGGCAGCAUUUCAAUGGAUAAUUUCACAUGCUAAUGGAAAAGGUCCAGAUUCAUGGCUAAAUGAUCACGCUGAUUUUGCAAAAUUGUUUAUUGGUGGAGAAAGUGCUGGCGCAAAUAUUGCUAACGACGUUGUCGUUAGAGCAGGGGUUACUGAUCUCGAUUCGAAAAUCAAAAUUUUGGGGCUUUAUUUGGUUCAUCCGUAUUUCGGGAUUGAAAAUGAUCAACUGUACAAGGCUUUGAAUCCGACAAGAAAUGGUGGAUGCUUUGAAGAUCCGAGGGUAAAUCCAUUGAUAGAUCCGAGGUUGAAAUCAAUGGCGUGUAAGAAGGCCAUGUUUUUCGUGGCGGAGAAGGAUCCUCUGAAAGAAGGGGCGAUGAAUUAUUAUGAGGGGUUGAAGAAGAGCGAGUGGAAUGGAGAAAUUGAGGUAAUGGAGACGAAAGGAGAAGGCCAUUGUUUCCAUUUCUUUAAUCCUAAGUCGGAGAAAGCUGCUGAUCUUGUGAAUAAACUAGUUGAUUUCUUGAAGCAAGAGUAGUAGGUUUGUUUUAAGGUUAUUUUGCCUGAAUUCUACUGGAGUACUUUUUUACUUAUAUUUAAAUAACAUGAUGAUUUUGUGGUUCUU
This is a messenger RNA of Solanum tuberosum (potato), 1085 nucleotides long. Its product is annotated as probable carboxylesterase 13. The transcript has a single exon. Bases 84 to 998 code for a protein of 304 amino acids. The record is from RefSeq and is a predicted model, not a curated record. Lineage: Eukaryota; Viridiplantae; Streptophyta; Magnoliopsida; Solanales; Solanaceae. Gene Ontology annotation, molecular function: hydrolase activity.